Exophiala dermatitidis NIH/UT8656 is the source of this 855-nucleotide messenger RNA. RefSeq names its product diphthine synthase. Gene Ontology annotation, molecular function: diphthine synthase activity. Lineage: Eukaryota; Fungi; Ascomycota; Eurotiomycetes; Chaetothyriales; Herpotrichiellaceae. The transcript is spliced from 3 exons. Gene Ontology annotation, biological process: protein histidyl modification to diphthamide. The record is from RefSeq and is a predicted model, not a curated record. The coding region runs from base 1 to 855 and encodes 284 amino acids.
AUGUUGUACCUCGUUGGCCUUGGUCUGGCUGAUGAGGCGGACAUCACGGUCAAAGGGCUGGAGGUGGUGAAGCGCGCCGAGCGAGUCUACCUCGAAGCAUACACGAGCAUCCUGCAUGUGGGAAAGGAGAGGUUGGAGUCAUUCUACGGACGUCCCGUCAUUGUCGCGGACAGAGAAAUGGUUGAGUCGUCGAGCGACGAAAUCCUCGCCGGCGCCGACAAGUCGGAUAUAGCAUUUCUUGUCGUCGGGGACCCUUUUGGUGCCACCACGCAUACGGACCUUGUCCUGCGUGCCCGUGAACUCUCGAUUCCGACCAAAUCCAUCCCCAAUGCUUCCAUCCUCAACGCGAUAGGCGCAACAGGUCUCCAACUCUACAACUUCGGCCAGACUGUUUCGAUGGUUUUCUUCACCGAGACUUGGAAACCGGCUAGUUUCUACGACCGUAUCAGGGAGAACGCCUCUAUUGGGCUCCACACUCUCGUCCUCCUGGACAUCAAGGUGAAAGAACAGUCGCUUGAGAAUAUGGCCCGGGGACGGAAGAUCUACGAGCCUCCACGGUACAUGACCGUGGCGCAGUGUGCUCAACAAAUGCUUGAGAUUGAGGAAGAGAAGAAAGAGCAAGUCUACAGUGAGGACAGUCUCGCUAUCGGGUGUGCCCGAGUCGGAGCGGAUGAUCAACGAUUCGCCUGCGGGACACUUAGGGAACUCUGCGACGCUGAUCUUGGCCCGCCUCUGCAUAGUUUGGUGUUGCUCGGCAAACGGGCUCAUGAGCUGGAGCGUGACUACAUCAGAUUAUUCGCCGUGAACGAGCAGACUUUUGAUCAGAGUUGGAAGAAGUAUCACGAUAGAAGCUGA